AUGUCGCCCCAAUUGUUUCACGUAGUCACAGCAAUAGUCUUUUUGCUGGCGACGAGCCAUGCUGGGGACCACCAUGAAGGAAUUCACAGAAUCCCUGGCAAACCUGGACUGAACAAAAUGCCUGCAAAAGAAGGAAAGCCUGGUUUAAAAGCAGACCCAGGACUGCAAGGCCUACCUGUUUCUCGUGAUCCUGAAUUAGAAGAAACCCUCAAAGGAUUCAAAAAUCAAAUUGCCAGACUGGAAGGAGUCCUUGCCAUGGAUGGGACCAUAAAGACAUUUGGAAAAAAAAUGUUUGCUACCAAUGGGCAAGAAGUCGAUUUUGAGACCACACUGGAAGCAUGCAAACAGGCGGGCGGCUCCAUUGCAUCUCCCAGGAAUAAGGGGGAGAAUGAUGCUGUUUUCAGUAUUGUGAGGUUAUUUAACAGAUAUGCCUAUCUGGGCAUUAAGGGGGGUGGGAUUCCAGGUAAAUUCAGUUUCCUGGAUGGAACAGCUGUAAAUUACACAAACUGGCAUGCAGGUGAGCCCAGUGACAUAGGGAAAGAAAACUGCAUGGAGAUGUGCACUAAUGGUGCCUGGAAUGGCACAAGUUGCAACCAGUACCGCCUCACUAUCUGUGAAUUUUAAUCCUUGCUCCUACCUUUCCUUCAAAAUGUCGGACAUCUCUAGGGUCCUUUGAAUUCUUUCUUUCAUCCACAAACAAGAAUCUGUUUUCUCAGCAUUGUA
Messenger RNA from Chrysemys picta bellii (western painted turtle), 723 nucleotides. NCBI's taxonomy places the organism in Eukaryota, Metazoa, Chordata, Testudines, Emydidae. The record is from RefSeq and is a predicted model, not a curated record.